Penaeus monodon (black tiger shrimp) is the source of this 1183-nucleotide messenger RNA. RefSeq names its product radical S-adenosyl methionine domain-containing protein 1, mitochondrial-like. Gene Ontology annotation, biological process: porphyrin-containing compound biosynthetic process. Gene Ontology annotation, cellular component: cytoplasm. Lineage: Eukaryota; Metazoa; Arthropoda; Malacostraca; Decapoda; Penaeidae. The record is from RefSeq and is a predicted model, not a curated record. Gene Ontology annotation, molecular function: coproporphyrinogen oxidase activity; 4 iron, 4 sulfur cluster binding.
AAGAUCAUGAAUGCAGUUCAGGGGACUUGCUCUAUAACGAAGAAUUUAGAAAUUACUUUAGAAGUAAAUCCAACACCACAAGAAUCUGUCAAGUUGAAAGAUUUCCUGUCAGCAGGGAUAAACAGGGUUUCACUUGGAAUACAGGCUCUCGAUGACAGCAGUUUGAAGCUCUUCAAUCGUGAUCAAAGUGUGGAAGAAGCACUGAAGGCAAUUGAAUAUGCGAAGAAAUUUUUUCCAGGUCGUGUUUCAUUAGAUUUAAUAUUCGGAAGGCCUAGGCAGACAUAUGAAAGAUGGAUGGAUGAACUUCAUACGGUACUAAAUGCAUGUGAUGAUCACUUAUCUUUGUACCAGUUAACGGUAGAGAGAGGAACAAAAUUACAUCGGCAGGUGGCUGCAGGGGAAGUAGCACUGCCGGAAGAUGAUGCCAUGGCUGUGUUGUAUGAAGCUGCAGUGUCUUUGCUUCAUGAUGCUGGGUUCAAAAGAUAUGAAGUUUCUAACUUUGCUCGAGGAUCUGAAGCUGAAUGUUUGCACAACAAGUUGUACUGGAAGAAUUCACAAUACAUCGGUGUUGGACCAGGAGCUCAUAGCAGAGUUGUACUAAAAAACGAUACUCUAUUGAAAUCAGAGAGUUUAAAACACCAUCAUACAAGAGAUCAAGACAAAACAGUCGACUUAGGAGUUAAAGUAAAUAGCACACACAAAAAUCUACUGACCAGAAAAUUUUGCCGUGCUGCAAUUGUAAAUGCAGCUGAUCCAGUAAGUUGGCUGCGGGAAGUUCAGUUUCAUGGAACAGGGACUCGUAACAUCAAAUUUCAAACCAGGUUAGAUAUCUUACAUGAAUAUGUUGCCUCUGGAUUAAGGACAAGUGAAGGGAUUACUGCUGACAUAUGGCAAUCUUUCUGUCCAUGGAGAACCCUAGUUGAUAUAUUUCAGGAAGACACACUUUGGCUUCAAGAGAAGAAUUUAUUGGACAUUUCUGAUACCUAUAUGAAAGCUACAGAGUUAGGAUUAAAUGUAUUGGAUUAUAUAUUGCCAUAUCUAAUUAAUAUUGUUGAGAAGGAGCUAAACAGAUAGGUUAAAUUCCAAAUAGUCUCUGAGAGACUGUCUCCCCCAAAACACAUAUAACUUAGCCAUUUGAAGUUUUAUGCAUGUAUGUUGUUUGAAAUAAAGUGAUUUAACUUCU